Molecule: messenger RNA, 1167 nt
Organism: Symbiodinium natans
Lineage: Eukaryota; Dinophyceae; Suessiales; Symbiodiniaceae
Source: the annotation of a GenBank genome assembly
AUGCCCUGUUUGUUUUCGCUGCUAUUCAGGAUCUUCGCAUUGAAGAAAUGUUUCGACGCGUUCCAGAACUCCACGGAUGCACAGCGGACCUUCCGCGAAAUCAUUUUCCUUCAGGAGUUGAAUGGCCACGAGAACAUCGUCCGGCUGAUGAACGUGCUCAAGGCAGAGAGCAGCCAGGACCUCUACGUAAUGUUCGACUUCAUGGAGUCAGAUCUGCAGCGGGCCAUUGCAGCUAACUUGUUGCAGCCAAUUCAUGUUGAGUAUGUGACAUAUCAGAUCCUCAAGGCUCUGAAAUACGUUCAUUCAGGGGGAGUCUUGCACAGAGAUCUGAAGCCGGCCAACGUGCUUCUCAACGCGAAUUGCCAUGUCCGUCUUUGCGAUUUUGGCUUGGCCAGAACGGCCUUGCCCGUGGAAGUCCAAGCCACCGGUCGGCGAAACUCCGCCGGUGCUGACGAGGCGUUGCCGCUGCUUACGGACUACGUGGCCACACGCUGGUAUCGAGCACCCGAACUGCUGCUUGGGUCCACGCUCUACUCGGAGGGAGUGGAUAUGUGGAGCGUGGGCUGCAUUCUCGGUGAGAUGGUUUCUGGCAAGCCGAUUCUGCGGGGAAGGUCCACCAUGGACCAGCUCCAGAAGGUCGUCGAACUGACGGGGAAGCCAAGCGAACAAGACUUGCGUCCCAUCACCACAACGUCUCAGUACGCUCGCACCAUGUUGGAGAAUCUUGGAAAUGUGCGUCAGAUGCCAUCGUCCGGCGUCCUGUUCCUGCUGAAGCUCCCACCGCAGGCUAAGACGCUGACACUGAACUUGCUCAAGUUCAACCCAGAGCGAAGGCCUUCAGCAGAGAUUGCUCUGCAAGAUGUUUUCCUGGAGAAGUUCUACCUGCAGGAAGCAGAGCCUCUAUGUGACAAGAUGAUCCGUAUGCCGAUCAACGACGUCACGAAGCUCAAGGCGUCAGAUUACAGGGACCAGAUCCAUGGAAUGAUAGGCCAGCGUCGCAAGCUGCAACAGGAGGAAGCAAGUAUCGCGGCUCGCCGCGGUCGUCAAAGCCUCCGCCGGGCGAGCUCCCGGUUCUCGGACGCUUCCCUCUCCAGCUUUCGGGAAGGCCCUCAGGUACCCUGGGGUCAUGAGAGCGGUGCAGCGGCGCCACCGUCAACUCCAAAGUGA